Molecule: messenger RNA, 589 nt
Organism: Anopheles maculipalpis
Lineage: Eukaryota; Metazoa; Arthropoda; Insecta; Diptera; Culicidae
Exons: 3
Coding region: 2-589 (195 amino acids)
Source: RefSeq, a predicted model, not a curated record
AAUGACACGAUCGGAACAGAUUUUCGACACCAUCGUCAAAGUGAUCUGCUUUGGCAUUCUUAUCGCUGGGUGUUGCUCUCUGCCCGCCACUGAUACUGUUGCACAAAAUACCCAGCAAAACAGGACGGAACUGUUUGCGUACCCUGCCGAACAGUCGGCCGUCGAGUUGAAGCAAAACGCGCGGAACCGUACACCGAUCUACAUACCGAAACAAUGCGCAGAAAACGAGAUCCUCUAUCCGGGAGACCAUGAGAACGAUUGGGUUUGUGAUUGUAAGCCAACGUACGUGUACCAUCCGCAAACGCAACAGUGCUACCAGAUGUACACUAAAGGAUACUGUCCAUCCGGCAACAUACUUUACAUCGAACCGAAUGGCAAAACUCCGGUCUGUCUGCAGAACCAGUGUCCGGAUGGGAUGGUACGCUUUCUGAACGUGUGUGCCGUACUGAACAAAGAGCACUCGCUCUGCCAUCUGGCUAACCUGCGGAUGGUGGUGGGAAUUAACGAAGAUACGCACGAGCUGGAGUGUGUGAACAUUUCCGAUGUACCGUUCAAUCGGACCUUGAUCAACAAUAAUACGCGGGGGUAA